GCUACAAAGUGCUUGGACACAGCUCUAAAGCUCGCUACUACGGCCGGCUUGAGACUUUCAGUGACCGGGUCUACUACGCUUUGCGGUCGCGACGAGUUUGCCAAAUGGCCCUCGCCUUCACCUCUCGCGUCGCCUCUCGGCCCCAGCUGCACGCACGGAGCGCAGCAAGCCAUGCGGCGGCUGUUCCCGCGGUGGCUCGCCCGGCGACCCCCGCAACCGUAAGCGCCGCUGCCCCCAGCAGCAGCACCCGCAGCAGCGGCGUGGCCUGCCGGGCGGUGCGUAUGGAUGCGGAGCUGCAGGCGCUGCUGGAGGGAGCCAUGGCUCGGUCGUCAUGCACCGUGGGCGACCGCGUGGGCAUCAUCGGGCUGAAGUUUGCGGAGGAGGGCCAGAAGGAGGGCUGCCCGGUCAUGGAGUCGGCCAUCCGCCUGAGCAUCUACCUGCGUGACUACAAGGCCAGCGACGUACGCGGCCACAGCAUCCUGGAGCUCGGCACCGGCAUCGGUGUGGCGGGUCUGACUCUGGCGGCGUUCGGCGCGCACGUCCUGCUGACCGACCUGCCCGAGAUGGUGCCGGUGUCCCAGCGGAAUGUGAAGAAGAACGUCGACCUGGUGCGCGGCGCCGGCGGCUCCGCGCAGGUUGCGGCUCUGGACUGGAGCUCGCCGCCCCAGGAGCUGGUGGAGGAGCCGUGGGAGAUGAUCAUGGGCUCUGACCUGGUGUUCGACCAGGCCUCGGCGGAGCUGCUGGCGCCGCUGCUGGCGCGCCUGCUGGCAGGCAACCCCGGCGCGGCGGUGUACCUGGGCCACGUGCACCGCAGCGCCGCCGUGGACGACCACAUGACGCACGUGUUCGGGCAGCACGGCCUGGCCAUCAGCGCCGCGCCGCGCGCCGAGGGCGACGCGCACGACGAGGACAUCUCCAUCAUCACCGUACGCCGCGCCUAAGCCGUACGUGCUCGGGCGGUGGCGGACAGUGGACAGAUAAGGGCAGCUGCAACGCCCAUUCCAAUGGGCAGUGAGCAGCGAUGCCGUUGGGUGAUAUGAGUGCGCGAGCAAAGGCAGGAGCAGGUCAGUUGUUGGUAUACAGAGCGAGCAUGGCACAACAACCCAGUGCACAACAACCCAGUUGCGGGUUAGCAGACGGGGAUUCCAGCAGGUGUAAGCUGCAGGCUAGGACACGUUCCUGCCAUGUUCAAUGAGAGCAGUUGUUGGUAUUAAGUUGAUGGUUUCGCAGGAGGCUGUUGAUGGCUUCGAAGGAGGCUGCUUGUUAUGUGCACCUGCAGGGGAAAGGUUGCCGUGUGACACGGAGGGACGUAUGAUGCAGCCAGGGAGCGCUGCCCCCGACCGUCGUGUCCAUCCUCCUCGUACAAUUUUUUGGUAGUGUGAACUUUUGUAUGAGUUGUUGAGGGUUCGUUGCAAGUGGUGUGCAGUGGGUGUGGCAGGGGGGACCUGCAAGUGGAGAGCGGACUUAACGAAGCGGCAACAGGAGGACGAAGAGGCAGUGGGAGUGUGAGUUGUAAGGCAGGUUGGAAGGGCACUGAGGUCGGACUUAGAGACAUGUGACGCCCCCGGGCUAUGCCAACGACCCCUUUCUGUAAGGUGUUGUAUGC
This is a messenger RNA of Chlamydomonas reinhardtii, 1606 nucleotides long. RefSeq lists its product as uncharacterized. The transcript has 9 exons. Bases 105 to 941 code for a protein of 278 amino acids. The record is from RefSeq and is a predicted model, not a curated record. Lineage: Eukaryota; Viridiplantae; Chlorophyta; Chlorophyceae; Chlamydomonadales; Chlamydomonadaceae.